Molecule: messenger RNA, 3008 nt
Organism: Pelobates fuscus (common spadefoot toad)
Lineage: Eukaryota; Metazoa; Chordata; Amphibia; Anura; Pelobatidae
Gene: TBL1X
Product: transducin beta like 1 X-linked
Exons: 16
Coding region: 345-1928 (527 amino acids)
Biological process (GO): regulation of transcription by RNA polymerase II
Cellular component (GO): histone deacetylase complex
Molecular function (GO): protein binding; transcription corepressor activity
Source: RefSeq, a predicted model, not a curated record
AAGGAUUUAUACAUCAACGUUUUUAUUUUUGGGUUUGUGGAAAAAAAAAAAUUAAAUCCGGGAUCUACGACAGAAGAGUUAUUAUGUACAUCAAUUGAAUAGGAAGAAAAAAAGUGCUUGUGUGACAGUGCUUCCUGCAAGAAGUUCAGUCUUUCUUUUUUUUAAGCAACCGCUCCUUGAGCUGCAAGCUGUGUCUUUUAAUCCACGCUGAGUGUGAGGGACUGAUUAGUGGAAACUGGCUUGGAUAAAGAAUCAAGAGAUCAAAAACGGGGAUCAGUUGCCUUCGUCCCCAGUAGUGGGGACCUCACUUCCUGUGGCCCUCAUCAUUUUGAGGUGGGGUUAAGAUGAGCAUAACCAGUGACGAAGUGAAUUUCCUGGUGUAUCGCUAUCUUCAGGAGUCAGGUUUCUCUCACUCAGCGUUCACAUUUGGAAUUGAAAGUCACAUCAGCCAGUCAAACAUCAAUGGAACGCUAGUGCCCCCUGCUGCCCUCAUCUCUAUCUUGCAGAAAGGUUUGCAGUAUGUGGAAGCAGAAAUCAGCAUUAAUGAAGAUGGCACAGUUUUUGAUGGUCGUCCAAUAGAAUCGUUGUCUUUGAUUGAUGCUGUAAUGCCAGAUGUAGUACAAACUCGACAACAAGCCUUCAAAGAGAAGUUAGCCCAACAAUCUGCUGCUGCAGGAGCUACAUCAAAUGUAGCAACUGUCACAACCUCCUCAACAACUUCUGCGUCACAACAGAAUACACCAAAGAAUGGAGCAGCCACUGUGAAUGGUGAAGAGAAUGGGGCACAUGCAAUAAAUAACCAUGCAGAACCAAUGGAAAUUGAUGGUGAUGUCGAAAUUCCACCUAACAAAGCAACAGUCCUUCGCGGGCAUGAAUCAGAAGUUUUCAUUUGUGCCUGGAAUCCUGUCAGUGACCUCUUAGCAUCUGGGUCAGGAGACUCCACAGCAAGAAUUUGGAAUCUAAAUGAAAACAACUGUAGUAAUUCUACUCAGCUAGUUCUAAGGCAUUGUAUACGAGAAGGAGGACAAGAUGUACCAAGCAACAAAGAUGUGACUUCUUUGGACUGGAAUGCUGAUGGCACCCUCUUAGCUACAGGAUCAUAUGAUGGCUUUGCACGGAUUUGGACGCAAGAUGGUAAGUUGGACUUAUGUAACCUUGCAAGCACUCUAGGUCAACAUAAAGGUCCCAUCUUUGCAUUGAAGUGGAACAAAAAAGGGAACUACAUACUGAGCGCUGGUGUUGAUAAGACGACGAUAAUAUGGGAUGCACACACAGGGGAAGCAAAGCAGCAGUUUCCAUUCCAUUCAGCACCUGCUCUGGAUGUAGAUUGGCAAAACAAUACCACAUUUGCCUCGUGUAGUACAGACAUGUGUAUUCAUGUAUGCAGACUUGGCUGUGACCGCCCAGUCAAAACCUUUCAAGGACACACGAAUGAAGUAAAUGCAAUUAAAUGGGACCCAUCAGGAAUGCUCCUAGCCUCAUGUUCCGACGACAUGACUCUGAAGAUAUGGAGUAUGAAACAAGACAUCUGUGUACAUGACCUGCAGGCCCACAAUAAAGAAAUCUACACAAUCAAAUGGAGUCCAACAGGUCCAGGCACCAGCAAUCCAAACUCAAAUAUCAUGUUAGCCAGCGCUUCAUUUGAUUCAACGGUCCGACUGUGGGAUGUCGAGAGAGGUGUUUGCAUUCACACGUUAACCAAACAUCAAGAACCUGUCUAUAGUGUAGCUUUUAGUCCUGAUGGCAAAUAUUUGGCUAGUGGUUCAUUUGACAAAUGUGUGCAUAUAUGGAACACUCAGAAUGGAUCACUAGUACACAGCUACAGAGGAACAGGAGGGAUAUUUGAAGUUUGCUGGAAUGCCAGAGGUGACAAAGUGGGAGCAAGUGCAUCUGAUGGAUCAGUUUGUGUCCUGGACCUGCGAAAAUAAGACUAAACUUCAACCAAUCUCAAAGGACCAGCAGCAAAUGUGCACUGUUUAAAAUAGCAGAUACUAGUAUUGUACGAACUUGACAAUGUCAAAGUGUACAAGAAAAUCACAACCUCCCUAAAUGAAGAAACCGUGGGAUGUCCACAACCUUCAUGGAUCCAUUUCAAACAACUUCCACUUAGAGUGGAUGUUCACCAUACAAGCCUGUUUUGGCCUCCGAUGUUGAAGGCUGGUUUGUGUUUCCCAGUGAUGUGUAAGAGAUUAUUAUAUACAUAUUUUUCACGGCAAAAAAAACAUCCAUGCCAAAAGAUGAUGAGUUCCACCAGAUGUAGGUGGAGAAAGAUGAAAGAAAAAGAAUGCAGAAGGCUUUGUUAAAACCAAAAGGGAAUAGAGAUGCAUACUAUUUGUGUCUUUACCUGUUAAUUUGGACACUACAAAUGGUUUCCCAAAGGACCUACAAACAAAGACCAGUUUUUAAUGAUAAAUCUGUAUGACUUUUUGUAUUUUCUAGACUACUUUUUUUUGUUUGCUUUUGUUGAUUGGUUCAGUGUUUUUCUACCAGCUCAACAUAAUGGAUCGGGGAAGAUCACAGAGUAACACAAGGAACUAACCUUGCUUUUAGUUCAGUUUUGUUUUUGUCCACAAUUAGUGUUGACGUGCUGGCUAAUAACACACUUGAAGAAAUGCUUGACUCUUUUCAUUGCAGACCUCUUUUUUUCUCCUUCUUCUUCAUCUAAUCACUACCUUUGCUCCUAUCUUGAUACGCUUGCAGUAACUUCAGUAACGGAUUGACCAAUAAUGCAUCUAUUGGCAAUGGCCUCUCCUGCACUGAGGAUUGUGUCCUCUCCACAAACAUACCUGUCACGGUCACCUCUAUGAUAUGGUGUCACAUGCUUUUUAUAAGAAUGCAAUGCCGGGAAAGCUUUUUACAAAAAAGAAUGAUGAACUUUUAAGAGAAAGAACCCACUGUAUUUUUGAAAAUAAAAAAAACAAUAUUUUUUAUGUUAAAAGCUGAAUUCUAAAAUGAGAAAAAAAAUGCAAAUGUUGGGUUUGUCCAAGUCAUGCAAAAUAAAAAAAAAC